GCGCAUGCGCAUCAUACACACUCAUAUACAGACACACAUACACAUACACAGCUCUGAGAUCAGCUCAACUAUUUUGAUUUCUCAAUGUAAAAAAUGAUAAAAGCCAUUUCUCGUGCCUCUUCUGGACAUUAUCCGGCACAUUUUUGUGAGUAUACGCGCGGUGGAUUUUUGAGUAAUGCGUCGUAGUUGAUACAAAAAAGGAAAUCGCUUAUUUUUUUUCAUUAUUAACAUUAAGUUGUACUCAGUGGCAAACUUUGGCCACACCUAGAUCCUGUCCCAUUUCCACUAAAAAAAAGACAGGCUUUUUUUUUUUCCUCUUUCUGGUGCGUUUGUUUGUGUGACGGCGAGUCCCGGCGGUGUAACCGGAGAGGGGCCUCAGAGAGGGAAUGCAGGACUGCAAUGGAGCACAAUGCAAUACAGUGGUUGGGUGCUCCCUCCUGCCAGCGAGGCAGCUACGCCUUCUACAAGUCGGUGAGCAGCAGAAGUCAACCCGACGGCCCCGUCCAGGUCUGGAGGCUCGGGGAGUUUUACUUCAUCCGCUGUGGACCGCAGGAUCCCGUGUGCAUUGCUGAGGUGACCUUACUGUGGGAAGACCAGACACAGCGACACCUGCUGGCCAGCGCCAGACUCUACUUCCUGCCUGAAGACACACCGAAGGGCCGGACCAGGGAGCACGGAGAGGAUGAGGUUCUGGCGGUGUCCAGGAAGAUGGUGGUGCGGGUGGAGGACCUGGUGCGAUGGUCGUGUUCAGAGCCGGCAGGUUGGAGCCGCAGCUCCAAGCCGCCGCCCUGCGGGACCAACGGCCUCCACAAACCUCCGGAGAGCAGCGACAGUAACGGCAGCAACAACACGCCGGACAAGAGCAGCAAGCCGCUGAAAGACAAGACUGAGAACGGCUUGACGGAGCGUCAGGGCGUCAAAGUGCUCAGCUACCCGCAGUACUGCCGCUUCCGCUCCCUGCAGAGACGCAUCCAGGACGGAGCGAGGGGCCCGGGGCUGCAGGACCCCCACCUGCUGGCUCUGGGGGGGAUCCGGGUGCUGCCCAGCAUCCGGGUGUUGUACUGCAGGGACACCUUCAACCACCCGACGCUGGAGAGCAGCACCAACUUCUCCUGGCAGUUCAGAUGUCCGUCUCUCAGUCUUCGAGGACGACCUCGCAAGAGGAGAGGCCGAGACGGCAAAGACUCCCCAAACUCCAGCCAAUCAGAGUCCUGGAUCGAGAGGAUGAAGGAGAACGUGAUGGGCAGCGUGGAGGUCGGCUGUGAGGGCAGCUGGCUCCCCCACCCUGAAGAGCAGCUGUUCCUGGAUCAGCUCUACGUCUUCAUGGACCGCCACGGCUCGCCCAUCCAUAAAGUCCCCAACCUCGGCUUCAAGAAGAUUGACCUCUUCCUCAUGUACUCUGUGGUCAAACGGCUCGGCGGAUACGAAAAGGUGACAUCGGACCGUCUCUGGAAAGUGGUUUAUAACGAGCUGGGAGGAUGUCCCGGCAGCACCAGCGCUGCGACCUGCACCAGGAGACACUACGAGAGGCUGAUGCUUCCUUAUGAAGAGCACCUCAGAGCAGGAGGAACAGAACUCAAAAUCCCAGAAUCCCCCGUGCCUCCGAAGCCCAGAGGGAUAAGAGGAAGGAAACCGCUUCCAAGGGGGCGAAAACCAGGACCCAAAGCCAAGAAGAUUACAACCCCUCCUCCUGCUCCUCGCACUGUGGUGAACCCGGACGGCACCGUGGUGGUGAAGAGAGGCAGAGGCCGGCCGCCGGGCAAACGCAACAAGGCCACGCUGAUCGCUCAGGCGAAGCUGCUGGCUCAGCAGCAGGCUAAAACUAAAGCAGCAGCAGCAGCGGCGGCCGAGUGUCCGCUGCAGAGUCCUCUGCUUCCACCCAGAGGCAGAGCUGGACCGACCCCCGGCAGCACACACAGGGUGCCGCAGCCUCUCCAGACUCCCUCCCUGCAGCCCGUCCAGUCGGCCAUCCUCCCCGCCAACAUGCCCCUCACGCCUGACCUCUCCCCCAUGUCCGCCCCCUUCCUCCCCUUCCAGCCCAAACCCAAGGAGCUGAAGGACAGGGGGGAGUGUGCGGCUGCGGCUCCGGGUGUGCUGCUCUCCGCUCUGCCGCGCCACUUCGUCGGGGGAUCUCUGGGCGGCUUCAGCCCCAUCAAAGGCAUGUGUCCCCUGGAUGUUCUCAGGAGCCGCGUGGGCUUCCAGAGGAGCCUGGAGAGCCCGGCCCUGACGCCUCAAGACCCGACCCAGCACCACACGACCAUCUACACCCUGCAGCCUAAAAGUGGAAGCCCGGAUACUCCUCAGCCAAGUGGAGACCAGCACCAGUCUCAACCCCACCUGCUGCAACAUCUCCACAACCGCUGCUCGGGGUGUAACGUGGACGAGGCGGCCCAGAGAGGAGGCGGCCGGGACGCCAGGAACCGGCUUCCUCUGCCGCCUCUUCGGGUCCUGCCUUUGGAUCUGGACUGCAGCGUUCAGGUGCGGCAGCUGAUGAGGACUCGUCUGGACUCGUCUCAGCUCCAGACCUUCACCCGCCGGCUGUCUGAGGCGCUGUCUCAGGACCUGAGCACCAAGCCCCCCUGUUCUCCCAUCACCCCUCCCCCCGAGCAGGCCCUGCCCCUCAACCUCAGCAAGCGCUUCACAACUAAGAGACCCAGCACAGAGGGACCAGAACCGAACACAGAUCAGCCGUCAGCCAAGAGACCCAGAGCGGGCUGCACGGAGCAGGCGGAGGACUUCAGCCUGAGCCGGUCCAGCUGUUCAGGAAGUGGAGGAGGAGGAGGAGGAGUGCAGGAUGUGGAGAUGAAGAACCAAGAGGAACCCGCAGACCUGAGCUCCCCCAGCAGGAUCAGGGCCUUCCUGCUCGGGCUGCCACCCUUCCAGGUGAAACUCGAGGAGGAUCUGACCGGGAUGAGGUUUGGGAAAUUUCUUCCUCCGGGAUCUGAGGCUGAAACCCAGAGGACUGCGAAAGAGCGAGGCGAGGGAGGAGUAAAGAAAGAAGUGAAGAAGGAGGAGGACGUGAUUGAAGUAGAGCGACGUGACGCUGAGACGUCAGAGCAGAAAGAUCCCACACAGAUGGAGUCUACGACCAUACAGGUCGAGUUUGUUAAAGGUGAAGACGUUGAGAUGGGAAACCAGGAUGUUAAGGAGGAAGGGAACAGCUCGGCGAUCUCCUCCGUGGGCCAGAUCGGGGAUUUUGGUGGCCAGCAGAUGGCCGGCGUAGAGAAAGUGGAGUGCGACGUCGAAGCCUCCAGCAAAGGGCUGCCGAGCCCCGUCCUGCCCCAGCCCACCGCUCUGGUCCUGGCCCAGCAGAGCUGAAGAGCCCUCAAACACUGUUGUUUUUAGCAUUAUGUGAUCGAAAAGCUGUCGGAUAAGUAGAGGAUUUGGAAUCUGGAAAGUUGUAUCCACCGUGGGGAGCUUCAGCGGGCUCAUGUUAGAGCCUGAAUACUCGGAGCAGGGAUGUUUCUUUUCUUCAUCAUUCUGUCUCCUUGUUGAUAUUUCCUGUUUUGUUUUGUUUUUCUGUUUUCGAUCAUUAAUUGAACUUGCAGAGGAAUGUCAACACAGAGACUCAUGACAAUCA
This is a messenger RNA of Thunnus maccoyii (southern bluefin tuna), 3580 nucleotides long. RefSeq lists its product as uncharacterized. The transcript has 12 exons. Bases 400 to 3318 code for a protein of 972 amino acids. Gene Ontology annotation, cellular component: nucleus. NCBI's taxonomy places the organism in Eukaryota, Metazoa, Chordata, Actinopteri, Scombriformes, Scombridae. The record is from RefSeq and is a predicted model, not a curated record. Gene Ontology annotation, biological process: regulation of transcription by RNA polymerase II. Gene Ontology annotation, molecular function: transcription cis-regulatory region binding.